AUGCCAUCUCACAACAUAUGGAACCAGUGGAAACGUCUCGUGGUCAACCGCGAGACCCCGAAGAAGCUGAAGUACACUGCUUCGGACUUGUCUCCACUCAAUAUCAAGCUAGUCUCUACUAAGGAUAAGGACGCAGGUCGUACUUCCUGGUUUGAGCCUUGGGAUGGACUUGAUAAGCUCGCGUUAACGGAGCCUGAAUCACUCAAAAAGCUACCAACGCUUGAUCUAGAGGCGGAUCAAAGACUUGACGUACCCUCACGUCAAAGUCAACAUUACGAGGUUUGCUAUCAGCUAUGGUAUGCUAUUCAGGACCGCACUGAGAACUACGCGGACUUUGCCAAUCUUCCGCGUACACAUCCCGGAAUAUCGUUGAGCAUGAUUAGGCCCUGGUCAAAGAUUGAAGAGAAUGAUGAAUUCUAUGAAAUUGAUGAUAUUCGUGCACCUGGCUAUCCAUUUACCUGGGGGUGGCACCCGCUGAGUCUAGAUGAAUUCUGCGUUCGAGAUCGCGAGUUCCAGGAAACACCCUAUCCGCAUUUACAGAUGGCUAUUUUUAGCUUCGACUGCCCUGACGAUAGUAGCUUACUCGCAAGUGAGCUUUCCGCGUUAGUGCAAGUGAUUGGCAUUCGGUCCUCUCAGCCUACCUUCUUGGGAACUCCGAGCAUCGCUGUCUUGUUGAUCUCUAUUUUUGGCGCUCGUCAAGUACGCGUGAUACAAGCCUUCUAUUCCAAAAGAGAGUAUACAAAAGGGGAGAAACAGGGAGAGCCUGAACUCACUGUAAAGUUAGGAAAGACAAUAAAUCUCGCCAGCGAGAAUGAAACCGAGAUCGAGGAACGUAUGGACGAGAUAAUACGGUGGAUAGCUUGCAACAUAAGCUUCCUACAGACUGACGAACCGGUGAAUCCCGGAGGUGAUGGACUUGUUGAAGUCGUAAUUCGAUCUGCCAGUAUGGUUGAAGUGUAA
This is a messenger RNA of Penicillium griseofulvum, 960 nucleotides long. RefSeq lists its product as uncharacterized. The transcript is spliced from 2 exons. Lineage: Eukaryota; Fungi; Ascomycota; Eurotiomycetes; Eurotiales; Aspergillaceae. The record is from RefSeq and is a predicted model, not a curated record. The coding region runs from base 1 to 960 and encodes 319 amino acids.